AUGACGCUCUACUACAAUGCCACUCCUGCCAGCAGAACCACCUCUCAGACAGACUGGAACAACCACGAUGAAUUCUUCAAAUUCACACGAGGCCGCUUUCUCGUCGAUGAAGCCAUAAACCGCCGCAUGCGCGAAAUCCAGUUCGACAUGAACAGCCUCGCCCGUGUCGCAGCAGAAUCAGUCGGAGCCACUCACUGCACCUCCAUACAGAAGUACCCCGACGGCAUGUUCAACAAGGCCUUUCUCAUGUCGAUGGACAAUGGCCGCGAAGUCGUAGCCAAGGUUCCUAAUCCGAAUGCUGGUAUUCCGCAUCUAACGACAGCUAGCGAGGUUGCUACCAUGGACUUUGCCAGAAACGUGCUUGAAACACCAGUGCCUCGUGUCUAUACAUGGAACUCGCAUGCACAAUCACACCCAGUUGGGGCUGAGUUCAUCAUCUUGGAGAAAGCUGCCGGCGUUCCUCUUUCUCAUGUCUGGGAGACACUGAAACUACCUCGGAAGCUACAAGUGCUUCUUGCCGUGAUACGUCUACAGAAGAAAUGGCUGAGCGUGUUAUUCUCGCAUUACGGUAGCUUAUACUACGCAAAAGACAUCCAAGUAUCACCACCAGAAGACACCCACUACAUCAAGAACGGCAAAGCCGUCAAGGAUUCACAAUUCGCCAUCGGCCCUACCACAGGCCGCGAUUGGUGCGAUGCGAGCCGCUCACUUUUGGAUAUAGAUAGAGGACCAUGGUCCGAUAUACUCCAAUUUCUGCAAGCACCCUAUUCUGCGGCCCAAACCAAACUCACAGCUUUAUCCCACUACCUCCAAAUCCUCGAAUCCCUCAUCCCAAAAGACACAGCCCUAACCAACCCCCACCUCUGGCACAACGACCUCCACGACGACAACAUCUUCAUCGACCCGCAGAACCCCGAAUCCAUCACUUCCAUAAUCGACUGGCAAUCAACCCAUGUCUCCCCUCUCUUCAACCACAAUCCCGAUCCAGCCUUCCUCGACUGGACGGAUGGCCUCGAACCCGAGACGCUCGACCUACUACCUAGACCAAAUCUCUCCGGUCUCACUCCCCAGGAAAGAGCCGCAGCAGUGCGCGAAUACACCACCCAGAACUUAUUCAUCGGAUGGCGUAAGCUCACGCGCGCCAAGAACCCAGCUCUAUAUCGAGCUAUCGAGUUCAGAAAGACGCCCGCGUACAGGUUGAUAUUCCUCGCUCAUCGAAUGUUCGAGUAUGGCGAGGCGCAUUUCAUGUCGCUGCUUGUUGAUAUGAAGGAUCAUUGGGGAGAUUUACCAGAUACUGGUGAUGUCCCGUUCCCGUUUGAGUUCACAGAUGCGGAGAUCGAGCGCAUUAAAGUGGCCUGUGAUGGAGCGGUGGCGGGGACGGAGCUUGUCGAUGGGGUGAAGGAGCAAUUGGGUGGUUUGUGGCCGGAUAAGGGGCUUAUUGAGAAUGAGAGGUAUGAGGAGUGUAGGGCUGCGCUGGGGGAAGUUAGGGAUCGGAUUGUGGAGGAGUUGGGAGAGAGUGAGGAGGAGAGGGAGGAGUAUCGGCGGUGGUGGCCUUUUGAUUGA
This is a messenger RNA of Aspergillus piperis CBS 112811, 1563 nucleotides long. Its product is annotated as aminoglycoside phosphotransferase family protein. The coding region runs from base 1 to 1563 and encodes 520 amino acids. Gene Ontology annotation, cellular component: mitochondrion. Lineage: Eukaryota; Fungi; Ascomycota; Eurotiomycetes; Eurotiales; Aspergillaceae. The record is from RefSeq and is a predicted model, not a curated record. The transcript is spliced from 5 exons.